Messenger RNA from Durusdinium trenchii, 827 nucleotides. The record is from the annotation of a GenBank genome assembly. NCBI's taxonomy places the organism in Eukaryota, Dinophyceae, Suessiales, Symbiodiniaceae.
GUAUGGUUUAAAUAGAUCCUAUAUGCGACAGAGAAAGAGGCCCACGCCCCCCCCAAUUCAUAUACAUUACGAAGACAUACGAAGAUGACGAAGACAGAUUUUAAAGAAACACGGGACUUUGCAAAAUACAAUCUGUUUGGUGCUUGGAUUACUUACCGUACUUUUGGAAAAGAUUGGGAAACACAUGCCCGCAUAGUCCCCCACUAUCCGAUCAUCCUCGAAUUAGAUUGCUGAGAAGUUAAUGCAGAAACCAAAAUAAGAGUUCAUUCAUGUUCAUUCUGAUUUGUCAAACUCAGGUUUUCCAGAUCCUGCCAGGGCUCUAUCUUGGUUCCCAAUUGGGGGCGUCCAAGCUGACAGUGAUCGAGCUUUGUGACAUCUCCUUGGUGCUCAACUUGACCAGCACUUGCCACAGAGAUCGAACAUCGACGCAUAUCGAUACACCAUCGAAACCGUCAACAUGUUGUGCCGCUUUGCCGGAGCUUACUCGCUUUUAUAUCAUUUGAUAUUCACAACUCCCUCAUUCCCAGGCGGCCAUGCAAAAAUUCCGAAUCAUUUCGAAGAAAGAUGCAGGUACUUGAACUUUGAAGUCGUCGAUCAGCCGGGUGAGGACAUAUUGAGUCAUGCUAUCCGCGAAGGUGUGAAGGAGAUCCAGUCAGCCUUGGAGACCAAAAUGUCGGCAAUGGUUCAUUGUGCUGCGGGUUUAAGCCGAUCAGCAACGGUCGUCGUCGCUUUCCUCAUGUAUCAAGGCAGAAGUCUCUCAGAAGCAGUGGACCAGGUCACGAGGUGCAGGGGAAGACGUUUGCGCAUCAACCCUUCGUUCUGGAUGG